AUGGCUAGAAUCUCAUCCAAACUAAAAUACGCUAAUGACACUCUUGGGGCUACCAAAAGUCCCGUCACAGACACUAUAAGUAAAUGGAAAAUACCUCAUUAUUACAAAAGAAAGCACAAUUCCGGUCAGACGUCUACAAAGCCUCAAAAGGCGCCGGGUUCUACAAUUUCUCCAAAGAUCAAUACCAUUAACAGUUCUAAGAAAGUUAUCAUUGAGGACUCCAGUGAUAAGACUUCACGAUCCAAGAAGAAAAAUAGCAAAUCUGAAAAGAGAAACUCAAGAGAGAUGGUCUUUGUUAAUUACACUGUACAAGAUAAGUCACUCCCAGAGUCACCUUCAAAUAAUAAUGUAUCGUGCGCCCCAGAGGAAAAAAAUCAUAAGUUACGCUCAAAAAGAGACAUGCUUAAAAUGUUUCGUUCUGCUAAAGAUAAUUGCGCUCCUCAAUUGUCCCCAUCAUCCUCAGUGGGCGCUUCCAUUGUGGGGAUACCACAGUAUAAUGCGUUGAAUAAUCAAGUUAGCACGCCUAUGGAAAGCAAUGAAGACAGCCAAUUUGGGGGACCACUUAGUUUAGAGAAAAUUAAUGACAAGUUUGACUAUGAUGAUUUCAUGAAAUAUGGUAUUAUGACCAACUCAAUCUCUGAAUCAGAGCUUUUGUUAGAGUAUACGCCAUCAAAUGGUAAACCAAGGUAUGAAGAAGAAGUUGUUCCUAUCUCCAAGAGGAAUUCAUCAUUGGCAAAGCCUCUCAGACAAAUUGCCAAUCAUCCUUAUGCCAGCUCAUCGCCUUCACUACCUACUAUCUCAACUUUGCCCCUAAUUAGUGGUAAAAAUGGGAAAGCACAACUUUCUCAAAGUGAACAGAAUUUUGACUUGAAUAUUUCACCUUCAAUUUCUAAUGCUGGGUCAAACGUUGGGUCAAUACCAAUGAGCAAUAGCAGAACAAAUUCAAAUCGUAAAGAUUACAGUUCGAAGAUCAUACCUCAAUACAUAGGACUCAACACAAAUAAUUAUGAUUGUACUGAUGGAUAUUCUUCUUCUCAACAGGCCACGGCCGGAAACUCUCAACCAAGUGCAAGCCCAACUUCUGAUAGCACUGCUCCAGUUAAAAUGGGAGAAGAGAAUGAUGCUUCCAUUGAAUUCAGUAAAAUGUUCAUUAGAAAAAGGGCAGAUACUGUGGGAUCUAUAUAUUCAGGUCGAUCAGCAAGUACAUCUACACCAUUAAAUAAUGUGAGCAAUUGCAUUAGUAAAACGACGACACAGAGAGUUGCAAGUAUAGGAUCAUUAUCAUCUCUUACAAAUAGAUAUUCGCCAAUUAGGACUGCUUCACCAGCCAGACCUCGCUCUGCCACCCGUACUUCCUCAGUCUACCGUCUAUCAAGAGAUUUAACGUCUUUAUACAGUGUACCUGAUGAGGAAGAGGCUGUCGAAAAUGCAGAUAAUGAAACCUUUUUGGAUUCACAAUACCCGAGUAAAUAUUAUACUAAUAACUACAAUAAUCCAACCACUCUCAGAUUUGGACAUAAAAAGAAACAGGAAUCAAUUUCUGACUUAUACAGGCACUCAAGGACAACUUCCGCAGUUAGUGUCACUACCCCCUCCUCCAGCUCUUUCAUGACAUCACCUUACUUAAACUCAACAUUUGCAGUUGCAGCAUCUGGUUCAGUGGCAUCAACACCCACUACGUAUGAUAAAUAUGGCGCAACUAACGAAAAUACUAACUCGGUUCUAACUAAUGCAUAUGCAUCAUCGCGCGCUUCCAGCAAUAUGAAUAGGAAGAGUGAAAUUGAUAGUAACAAUGCCAUGAUUGAAUUCGCAGAAUUAAGAUCAUCACUUGAACAUUUACCUGUGAUAAAGGGUAUUGGCAAGAAAAAACAUGAUAAUAGAAAGGAUACCAUUUAUGAUUCUAACAAUAAUGAUAAUAUUCAGAUAAAGCAAGAAAAAUCUUUUGCUACUUCCGGCACUGACGCACAUACAAUAGAUAUGGGCAAUACUACGAGUCAUACUAUUAACAAUCAUGUGAAUGAUGAUCUUUUGAGGAUUUUUACUAGAGACAGCAGUGAAAAUGGUAGUGUUAUGGAUUGCUUGAUGGGCAAUUCUUUAUCUACCAUUGCAAGUUCUACCCAAGGCCAUAAUUUCCCAUCUAAUGAAGAAUAUUCCUUGAUUAACACUGGUGCAGGCUUGGUUGAUGUAAAUUUGAAUCGUUUUACAAAUUCACCAAUGGUACAAAGCAAGGUUAUAUCUUCAAAUCCAGGUAUAAAUAUUCCUAAUGGGGAUGAAUUGAUGACACAAUCUGCCUCGGGAUUCAGUUUUGAAGGUUCGACAUCGUUUGCAGAAUCACAGAAUAAGACCGCCGAAAGGGAAAAUUCAAAAUCAGCUUCCGGAUUAUCAAAUAAGGAGGGAGCUUUUGAAGUUCCUUCCUAUCAUCAAGCAUCUACAAUAAACCCACUAGAAAAAGCAUCUUCCCCCUCUACGGUCGCACCGAUGACGAAUAAUGGUCAUGCUCUUGAUUUUGACUCAGUUCUCGGACCUGACUUACAAGAUAUUUCCCAAAUAUCGUCUGCUCAAUCAAAUAAUGAUCAUUCCGGUCCAAGCUUUGGGUACUCAAAUGUACAUGCAAAUUUCGAUGUCAGCAACAUGGAUAUUGAUAAUUUGACUAAGCUUUUUUAUUCGAGCAAGUAG
Kazachstania africana CBS 2517 is the source of this 2676-nucleotide messenger RNA. It is a transcript of the gene BCK2, whose product is annotated as Bck2p. Lineage: Eukaryota; Fungi; Ascomycota; Saccharomycetes; Saccharomycetales; Saccharomycetaceae. Bases 1 to 2676 code for a protein of 891 amino acids. The record is from RefSeq and is a predicted model, not a curated record. The transcript has a single exon.